GACGGUCCGAGGUGUGGAAGUGCAGUAACUGAAGCGCAAACAGUCAAAAACUUCAUAGCUGGGGAGUUUGAGUAACAUCUCCUUUAUUUGAAUAGAUUCCAUAUCUGAAUUGGCAUUUUCGUUCCAUAACGGAGACGAUUUCUACAUCCACAAUGGCUCUCCCACCUCCUGUGACUCGAACUAUAGCUCUGAAAUGUCUACGAAGACAUAUACAUCGCCAUGGCGGUAUGCGCGUUGUCGUUCCUAAGAUAACACGUCUAUUCAGCUCGUCGGACUGUGCUCAAGCUAGUAAAGACCGUGACGCUGAAAGUUCGCGCUACUCAGACCGUCAAAGCUCGCCUCUUCGCGAGUUCAAUGCCUCUCCCUCGUUCCAAUACACAAGGUCUCCCAAUCCAUCAUGGAAACUAGGACAAAGCCAUACUUUGCAACACGAAAAUCAGAAGGAAUGGAAGUCGGACGAGAUGCAGGGAUGGAAGACUUGGCAAAUGGAUGAGACCCCAUCACGGGAUAUUUAUCGACUCUUGACAAGUGCAGUCGUGCCUCGCCCGAUCGCUUUUGUGUCUACCCUCUCAGCAAAUGGCGUCCCUAACUUGGCACCGUUCAGCUAUUUUUCGAUGGUCGCACAUAACCCACCGUUAAUCAGCGUUUCAUUCUCGCUCUCUCCAAAAAGGCCAAAAGACACUCGGGAAAAUAUUUUAGCGACCAAGGAGUUCACUGUUAGCAUAAUUAACGAGGCUUUCGUAGAGGCGGCCAAUGCGACGUCCGUAGAAGCCCCCGCUGAUAUUGACGAGUGGCAGUUAAGCGGCCUGACCAUGGCGAAAAGUACAGACGUCAAUCCCCCGUGGGUCAGGGAGAGUGCUGUAGGCCUUGAAUGCGAGCUCUUUCAUACGUAUGACAUCUGCCCACCAAGCUCGGAUGAAAUCACCCAUACGCUUGUGCUGGGCCUCAUCAAGAGAGCGCAUGUCAGAUCUUCUGUGAUGAAGGAUGACGGUACUGUCGACCCCCUAAAGCUCCGUGCCGUCUCACGUUUAGGCGGUAACACGUAUGCACGGAUAGGGGAGGGUUUUGAGGUUCCUCGACCGUCUUGGAAAGUCAUGCGCCACGAAAUCGAAGCUCAAGAUCACUGAAGAACGUUGCAUAGACUUGCCGCACACAAGUUAUCACGGGCAUCGUGUUGAUAUCGCUAUCUCCGCACGAGUAGCAAUGGAGACCAUAAUGCUAUGGGCCAUGUUAUUGACUGCAUGAUAUCAUUUCCGCGUGUUCCAUUAUGGCUGAUAAUGAUAUAGUUUAAUGGAGUGCGUUAGAACUGCAGU
Molecule: messenger RNA, 1313 nt
Organism: Serpula lacrymans var. lacrymans S7.9
Lineage: Eukaryota; Fungi; Basidiomycota; Agaricomycetes; Boletales; Serpulaceae
Exons: 6
Coding region: 153-1127 (324 amino acids)
Molecular function (GO): FMN binding
Source: RefSeq, a predicted model, not a curated record